Molecule: messenger RNA, 684 nt
Organism: Ixodes scapularis (black-legged tick)
Lineage: Eukaryota; Metazoa; Arthropoda; Arachnida; Ixodida; Ixodidae
Exons: 1
Coding region: 1-684 (227 amino acids)
Source: RefSeq, a predicted model, not a curated record
AUGGUAACUGUAUUGGCCACAGGGUACAAAGGAGUUAUCACCUCCCUGUUAUGUAACGUACCGCUGGGCGGAGAGCUUCUCCAUUACGAGUCCGCAAAGGACGUUUCUGAAAGAUUGCCUGGCGUUUGCUUCCUAAACUAUCCAGAAGAAGGCCUGCUAGAUUGGUAUGCGCGCUCCGGAGAAGCAAAAAAUUAUAAGAAACCCCAGCAUUUUGACUGCUUAGACAAAUCAGGAAAUCUCCGAGUGAGAGGGGGCACGCAUACCAUUAUCGUUUACAGGCCUAGUUGCGACAAGGCUGCGAGUCUCAAGGACGAGCUGUUUCGUAGCGGCUUCGUUGAGACCGACGCGAUCUUCUCACCCGUAAUCACGGGACCUCAGAUAAGAUCAAGUUCGCCCUACUUCAAAUCGAUAAACAAACUCCUCGGCCGUGUUUUCGAAGCCGGUCUGUUUGAACAUGCGGAACGAAUAGCGAAGUUUAAGAGUAGGGUUAGGCGUGAAUUCAAGUACGAACGGCCCUCGGAGACCGGAGACGUAGCACUGGAACUGAGUGACCUCCGGCCCUGCUUUGUCAUCUGGGUGGUCGGAGUCGUCUUCAGCUUGCUGACUUUCGCAGUUAGUCACGUGAUCGCCCGCUUUCGCUCACCGCACAUUCGCAUGACUCGGCAUACUGUUCUCCAGACCUGA